AUGUCAGCUGUUCCUUGGAAGCAGGAGAUCAACUUCGGGAGUGCACUGCUGCUGCAUUCUUGUAUCACUGUCUUUCUCAAGGAGAUCAGCAAUGGCUUCGCAGUACUCUACCAUCUCUCGAUCCGUCAUAGGGACAAGGCUGGAAUCAAGACAUCUAUCGUGCUUGAUGGCUACACUUCCGUCUUUUCGAAAGAUCACGAUGGUGAGCUUGCAGAGCUGUACUUUACCAACACUGGGUUCAUUCUCUUGAUCAUCUCCCUCGCCUGUGCUAUUGCGAUGAACCUACUUCUACCAGCCACUGUACUCAACACUCUUAUCGCAGCGACAUUCGGCUUGACAUUCUUCGCAUCAGCAUUGGUGGCUUGCCGAGAGAGAAGCCUAGUGAUGCCGAUCAUGGCACUGAGAAGGGCUGGUCGUUUCAUCUGGUCCGAUACUCCAGACUACGUGGUGUUUCGGUCUAUUGCCAUCCUUGAGUUGGUGUUCAUGAAGGCAAGAAUCGCAGCGGCUUCUGUAGAUAUACAGCAAACGAUGUUGGAACGACUUCUUGACAGCGAGUAUGUCAUGGUCAGAGGUCGCCUCUCCGUUAUGCUCUACAAAACGACUAUCGGUUAUGCCGAUGGUUCACUCUGUGGCGCUUCCGGCCCUGUCGUCAUCACAGUCCCGAAGAAUUCUGGAUUCUUUAUCGACGAGGCUGAGGAGCGUGGCUGGCGCAUCUACCGCGUCUCGCCUACACUCAUCGUCAUUGAGGAUUGUGUUCAAGUGAUGAUCACAAAGUUGCGCGAGAGAGCGCCAACGAAAGAAAGACGAGGCUUGGUGUUGCUCUUCACUCGGUUCAUAGCAUGGACUCAUGGGGUACUGCUGCGGCGGUUAGGUAGGCGAAGAGUAGUCUGGUUAUCGAGAACGAACGGACAUGGGUCGAAAGAGGAUUACUGGAGAGGAAAUGCUAAUCUUGUGACGGGCUUGAAGGAAAGCUGGUUGCACAGCCGACAAAAGUUCAAGUGCUUAGACCCUGUAGAAAACGAUUCGCUAAUAAGCUACGAGAUCGUACGUUGA
This is a messenger RNA of Alternaria alternata, 1053 nucleotides long. RefSeq lists its product as hypothetical. Bases 1 to 1053 code for a protein of 350 amino acids. The transcript has 3 exons. The record is from RefSeq and is a predicted model, not a curated record. NCBI's taxonomy places the organism in Eukaryota, Fungi, Ascomycota, Dothideomycetes, Pleosporales, Pleosporaceae.